Molecule: messenger RNA, 895 nt
Organism: Setaria italica (foxtail millet)
Lineage: Eukaryota; Viridiplantae; Streptophyta; Magnoliopsida; Poales; Poaceae
Exons: 5
Coding region: 92-541 (149 amino acids)
Molecular function (GO): actin binding
Source: RefSeq, a predicted model, not a curated record
CCAAACAAUACCUACCGCUCGGACGGACACUCCCUCGCCGACGCUGCCUCCGCUGCCUCCACCCCGCAGCGGCAGGCGGCACCGGCCCCCAAUGGCGGCGGACUGGUUGUCGGCGCGCCGGGCGUGGGAGAAGUGGGCCACGAAGCACGUCGGCCCCUCCGGGAAGCAGGUCCAGGCCGCGCUGCUGCUCAACUAUGACCCGUCCGGGCCGUCUAGGCUCCUUCCGGUCAUAGCAGAGCAAGAGGGAACACAACUUACAGCUAUUGAUAUGCAACCAUUCCUUGACUUUGUUAAGAGGGGUAAUCUGCAGACUGAAUUCUUCUCUAUUAGGCCAAACCAAUAUUUGGUCACCUCAAUCCAUGAUAACUGGUAUUGCGCCCGUUGCGUUAACAGCACAAAGUCAGGAGGCGAAGGAGUUAUAGUUAUGCAGAUUGGAGCUUACUUAUUAAUCUGUAUGUAUGAUGGUUCUCUUGCUUCAGCUUCACAAGCAAUGGUGGCUGCUGAUCAGUUUGCAAUGCAGUUUAACCGGAGAACUCACUAAUUUCCUCUUAGUAUAGUUUGAUGAGUGAUGUUGGCCUGCGAUUUGGUAUUAUUAUGGAUCAUAGUGCUAAAAUGCAUUAAAUGACCUUAUGCAAUUCCUAAUGUUACCAUUUCCUUGGGUCAGUAGGUACGCUAAUGUAAUAGUCAAAACUGGCUGUGAUACUGAUGUUUCUAGUGCAAAGUUGAAGAAGCCCAUGUUAAUAGGGGCAUGUGUGGUGCAGCCUAUUUCUAUCUGAGCUCGUGUAAAAUCAUAGAAGAUUUCAAAUCUUGGAGGUUCAUAAAACAUGGGGGCUCUAUGAAGAUGACCCAUGUGCCACACACAGACAUAAAACAUGAAGUUAGCCUUGGACUUGUU